AUGUACCGGACGCCCCCGACAAGCCGUAAUCAAAGCCCGGACCGCAAAGACAACACCAGUGCUGUCCCGGAACAUCGAUUAAGCCGCUGGCUACAGCAGCUGGCCCCGGAACACGGAAUUCUACCAGAGACGACCAAGAAGAUCGUCAGAGAAGUUCGUCCAGAGACAACCAAGAAGACAGCCCCAAUAGUUCUGCAGCAGCCCAGGGAGCCACCGACGUUCUGCGGUUACACAUUUGAGGACCCGGAAAGCUGGCUGGAGACGUAUGAGAGGCUGCACUACGCCAUCCAAGGACUGCGUUCGGACGACCUUCAAAAGACCAUCAAGGCCAUUGUGCGCGAAGAACUGUGCAAGGUCCUGCCUUCGUCGCAGCCUCAAGUGGCCUCGAUCGCCAACAUUGUGAAAGAUGAGAUGCCCCCAAUGUCGACCGUGGUGAUGCAGCCCGACGGAACGCCCAGGUUUGCCGGCAUCUCGGGUUUCAUGUUCGACCUGGUCGUCGAGGCCAUGGGCUUCAAGUACGUGGUCAAGCUGCCACCCGACUACAGCUGGGGUGCUCGGGAUGGGCAAGGCCGAUGGGCUGGGCAGUUCGGCAUGGUGGUCCGCAACGAGAGCGACAUGCUGGUGGGCCCCGUGGCGCCCACCGAGGACAGGACGUCGGCGCUGGAGCCGCUUCCGCAGUUCUAUUACACCGAGGCAGGACACUGCGGAGGACUCACCAACCCGUACGUCACCAACGUGUUCGGAUACGUCAACUCCUUCGACGUCGAUGUGUGGAUCGGGCUGUUCACGGCCAUGCUCUUCGUGAGCUUCGUGGUGGCGCUGAUCGACGCCAGGUUCCACUGCACUCGCCUGGCCGUGGCCUACUAUUUCGCAUUCCUCAACCUGUUCAGCAUCUUCCUCAUGGAAGCGUCCGCCCGGGUGACACGUGGUUCCGCCAAGCGGUGGCUCAUCGGCACCUGGUGGCUGGCCGUGUUCGUGCUGGCAGCAGGCUUCACGGGCCACAUGAAGGCCAGCCUGACCAUGAAGGACCCGCGGGCACGCUACGACACCAUACAGGACAUCGUGCAGAGCAGGGACGUAGUGCCGGUCAUUAUUCGGGGAACCACCUACGAGGAGCGCUUCCGCGUAGGUGUCUACAAAACCCACUGUUUGCUUCUAUGUUUGUGGCGAAUUCUAUGCACUGCUCCAGAAAGCGUAUGCUGGGAGUAACACUGAGUUGCAUGCACCCACCUGAUUUUCACAAUUACGUUUGUUGCGGUGUUACUCCUUUACACUGAGCACGGUGGUCCAAUUUCAUGCCGAACACACACGCGACAUGCUCACUACGGCAGAAAAGUGACUUAUUAGGUACCUUCUCUCAGUAGCACUAACUGUCCUAUCCCUUGCGCCCUCUCCUGAUUUCCGCACCAGAGCGGGGCAACACAAGUUGGCCUUAAAUCAAAGUUCGUGUUGUUUUUAUGGAGUGUAUUUAAGACAAUUUGCAUACAUUAUUUUGGGGGGACAUAGCUGAAAGUGCACGUGCCCGAGAGGCUAAGCCAGCUUCUACAGCAAGAGCAGCAAGGUUCAUCAUAAGAACGCUACAACAGUGACAUUGUAUACAAUACAAAAGCUUCGUACGUUUGACCUGCUUUAACAAGAAAUUGAACCAAAUUUAAUAACGGACCAUGACUGCACGAAAAAAAAAAAUCUGCCCACCACGACAACAUCGGUUAUCACACAUCAGUGAUAUGAAUAUUUCACAACCUUUUUAAGUUUAGCAAUUAAGAUCACCUCUUUAGAAGGUGUAAAAUUACAGGGCAUUGGUUUAAAGUGUCUGGAAUGUGAUAACUUGGAUUUUGAUUGCCAUAGUUCGUAUGGGAACGAUGUUUGUAUGCUGAUGGUUUUCCGGAUGUGUAGGUGCGCGUUUUAGUAGAAUAGACUGUAUUUACUGAAAUAAUAAUUAUCUUGUUUACUUUACAUUGAUGUAAAAUAUAUAGCGUUCGUUUGUACCUGUACCUGCUUUAUUUCCAGCAUUUUGUACUUUCGAUGUGCGGCUUAGUGAUUUAAGUGACGCAAAACUUUCCUAUCGCUGUGAUUGAUUGUUUUUGGAAUAAUUUAGGACUGUAGGGCUUAGUUCGUGCUGUCGAACAGCGCAUUAAACCACAGUAGGUUAAUCGUGAGUGGACUAGUUCAUUGUAGAUUUCGCGUUUUUUAGUUAUAGGCAAAUAAUAUAUGAAGGUGGUAAAAGUUACAAUUUAGUAUCCUAAAUUGACGCUGAGCGAUAGAAUAUGGAGGAAACUAGAGAUUUUCGUGAAUUAAGACAUUGAAAACAAAAAGUUGUUGCGUGUUGGAUAAAAGUGUCUAGAAACCUUGAUCGAAGCUCUUUAUACCUGCUAGUAUUGAAGUGCAAGUACUAUGUUUCGUAAGGAUUCAAUUAAAUUUAUUUGAUUCUGACGAGACUCCUAAUUUUCCCAGCUACAUGUCUACUUGUUUAUCAAUUUCAUCUGUAUUGUAGCCUGCAAAGAAUGCAUUUGUGUCGUCCGUGUUUCAUAUUUUCACGGCCGUCACUAUUUACACUGUCUUUAUUAUACAGCAAAAAUACCAUUGGUGUAGGAUAGAUGCUCGGGGCACACGAUAUUCCACGUUAUUGAUUUGCGCGAAUUGGAACCAUUUAUAAGGGCACAUUGCUUUCUUGAAUUCGCUACAGGAACGCAGGUCGGAUAUCCUGGCGCGUCACUGAUUAAUUUUAGCUCCUUUGUAUUCUCUAACUAACCCUAUUGCAAAAACCUUCGAGGGCCCUCAAGUGCGAAACCAGCGCGUGUUUUGACACUGCACCGCACGCUGGCGCUCACCAUUGAGGUCGCUGCAUAGUGAGAGGUCGGUCUCACUUGACGGGUUGCUGGUUUCCCUGCUAUACACAAUGCUCAGCAGUAGGUGCGCUGUACACGCGCGGCCCUGUUGAUCUCGCGCCCUGGCAACUGUGUUGUGCCGCACGGGGAGUAACUGAACGUUUAAAAUUUCAUUGCCAGAUGUACAAUAAUUUAUGUCGUUAUCGCGCUGCGCGGUAUACCAAGGCAUAUCUUGAGAGCUUGGACUUGGAUGCCUUGGAUUGUAUUCAGGUUAGUUCUGCAGGUGUUGCAGAUAACCGGUAGGCUGUACCGCAGGAAUCCAAUAAAGAGGACCCUGUUCAGUUGCAGCAUAGAUCGUAUUGACACGUGUACUUAUCUUUA
Dermacentor albipictus is the source of this 3209-nucleotide messenger RNA. Lineage: Eukaryota; Metazoa; Arthropoda; Arachnida; Ixodida; Ixodidae. The record is from RefSeq and is a predicted model, not a curated record.